Nelumbo nucifera (sacred lotus) is the source of this 2002-nucleotide messenger RNA. Its product is annotated as Peptidase S41 family protein. Gene Ontology annotation, molecular function: protein binding; serine-type peptidase activity; endopeptidase activity. The record is from RefSeq and is a predicted model, not a curated record. Gene Ontology annotation, biological process: proteolysis. NCBI's taxonomy places the organism in Eukaryota, Viridiplantae, Streptophyta, Magnoliopsida, Proteales, Nelumbonaceae.
UCCGUGACUUCCGAGUUGACUCCAGUACUGGGCUUGCCGAGACGAGUCAGAAACCCGAAUUGGCGAACUCCGAGCUGUGUUUAACUAUUUAUGCACUGAUACUGAUCCACCAUUCGUGGUUUCGCGCCAAUAGCAGAUGAUAGAGGAUGAGGGUCUUGUUUUCCUGCAGCAGCUCAAUUUUAGUGGGAGCAACGCCACUGACUAGAAAAGCAGCCAAUCCUCAUUAUUUCUCCUCGCCGAUUAUCAGCUUCAACGCCGAACCGAAUAAUGGCAACCAUCCAAAAUGGCCUCAGAAACUUCUACUGCGUGCAUUUACGGCAGCUCUCUCUUUUGGGUUCAUCGUUUCGUCUCCCUCUUCCAUUGCCAUUGCUGCACAGUCCCCAUCCCUUCAAAUUCCACCCCCUCCUUCUCCUCCUUCCGAGCUUUGCCAAGAAGAAGAAGAAGCGGAGGAACAAACACCAGAACCCGCUCCAGAAUUCGUUACCAAUGAAGCAAUUGUAGAAGAAGCUUGGGAGAUCGUCAAUGAUAGCUACCUUAACACCGGGCGCCGUCAGUGGUCCCCCGAUAUAUGGAUGCAAAAGAAGACAGACAUAGUCGGUAGCUCUAUUCAAACAAGGUCUAAAGCUCAUGACAUCAUCCGGCGGAUGUUGGCUAGCUUGGGUGACCCUUAUACACGGUUUCUUUCUCCUUCAGAGUUCUCCAAGAUGGCUAAAUAUGAUGUGACUGGCAUUGGGGUAAAUCUUCGGGAAGUUCCAGAUGACAAUGGAAGUACUAAAUUGAAGGUACUAGGUAUCAUUUUAGAUGGUCCUGCUCAUGCUGCUGGUGUGAGACAGGGCGAUGAAGUCUUAUCUGUUAAUGGAGUGGAUGUUAGAGGGAAAUCAGCUUUUGAAGUGUCAUCCAUGCUACAAGGUCCUAAUGAAACAUUUGUGACUAUUGAGGUUAAACAUGGCAAUUGUGGACCUAUCCAAUUUUUUGAAGUCCAAAGACAACUUACUGCUCGAACCCCAGUAUUUUAUCGGCUUGAGCAAAUGGACAAUGGAACUGCUUCUGUUGGAUAUAUACGCCUGAAAGAAUUUAAUGCAUUGGCAAAAAAGGAUUUGGUUAUUGCAAUGAAACGUCUUCAGGACCUUGGUGCCUCAUAUUUUGUUCUGGAUCUUAGAGAUAAUCUUGGUGGACUCGUACAGGUUGGCAUUGAAGUUGCUAAACUCUUUCUAAAUGAGGGGGAGACGGUGACUUAUACUGUUGGAAGGGAUCCCCAGUACCAAAGAAAUAUUGUAGCAGAAAAUUCACCUUCGGUUACUUCUCCAGUCAUUGUAUUAGUGAAUGGCAAAACUGCUAGUGCAAGUGAAAUUGUUGCAACUGCACUUCAUGAUAACUGCAGAGCCGUCCUUGUUGGUGAGAGAACUUAUGGCAAGGGUUUGAUCCAAUCUGUAUUUGAACUUCACGAUGGAUCUGGUGUGGUUGUCACUGUUGGGAAGUAUGUGACACCAAAUCAUAUGGACAUCAAUGGAAAUGGAAUAGAGCCUGAUUUUCGAAAUAUCCCAGUUUGGAAUGAAGUUAUCAAGCAUCUUUCAUGGUGUCACAUGCAAAGAUUAGGAUAAGUGCAGUAUCAUCUCGAGUCGGAGCAACCAUCAGUUAAUUCCGCAGACAAGAUCUAUAUAUUCAAGAAAGCUCUUUUGAAAUGGGAAUCCGUUUGAUUUUGCACUUUGCCAGGAACCAGUUUUCUAGAUGGAUUCACUGCACAGUGCCAGAGGUUUUUGAUGUUGUACAACAUGUUCAUAUGUAACAACCAGGCUUGCUUAAAUGAAGAGGAAAAACAGAACAAUUUUGUACAGCAUACCGAGCAGUGUUGAGACAGCAACUCAAAUUUGGAAGCGUUUUGUUUGUCUAAAUGUGUAUGAAGUUACAUAUACAAAACUAUAAUCAAGUUUUACCAUUGUUUUGGAAAACAAAUGCCAGGAACAUUGUUACAAAUGGCAAUAAAGAGAUUUUUUUUUUCGAA